Messenger RNA from Tilletiopsis washingtonensis, 3443 nucleotides. RefSeq lists its product as hypothetical. The coding region runs from base 191 to 3322 and encodes 1043 amino acids. Lineage: Eukaryota; Fungi; Basidiomycota; Exobasidiomycetes; Entylomatales. The transcript has a single exon. The record is from RefSeq and is a predicted model, not a curated record.
UGCUCCACCCCACCAAACUCGUCCUUUCUCGUCUUCUCCCUCUUUCGCUCCACAAGUGUACCCUGGCGGUCACUUCUCUUCUCCUUUCUGCCCUCCCUUACAUCUUUAGCCGGUCUAUUCUCACGUCAUCGUCUUCGGAAACUCUUACUCCUACCUCACCUCUCUUCACCACCCAACUCUUUCGCCCACCAUGCAGCUCUCCCACGCUCUCCUCGCUCUCCUCACGGUGACGGCCACGACGUCGAGUGCCAUGCCCGUGCGUCACCGCCAGCGCGGCCACGGGCUCUCCGGCCGUCUCAUCGCGCGCGGCGAGCCUCUCGACGAGGCCCCGUCGGACGUCGUGGCGCGCGGCUACAGCCCCGAGGCCGUCGCAGCUGCCGUGCGCUCGCUCGCAGACGUCGGCGCCGGCGAGACCGAGCAGAUGGUGCGGCGCAUGGAGACGCUGGCGCCCGAGCAGCAGAAGCGUCUCUCGGCCAUCGACGAGCUCGCGGCGCGCGGCGACAUCGACGAGCUGGCCAACACGGUGCGCGACCUGACGCAGGAGCUCGUCUCGUACUCGCAAGGCCGCGGCCUGCGGCGUCGCCAGACGGGCAAUGCAGGCAUCGCCGGCCUCGUCAACACCAUCACCUGUCUGCUCAACAACCUGCUCGGCAUCGAGGAUGCUGGCUGCGCCGCCAUCUCGUCGGCCAACAUGCCGAGCGCCACGGGCAAGGCCACAACCAAGGACCAUGCCGGUGCCGUGCCGCUCGCCAACGUGCUCAACAGCAUUGCUGACAAGCUUCAGCACGGCAUCCUGCCCACCAACGGCACGACGGGCACGACGUCGCGCACGGCGCUCACCAAGUCGCAGGCCGCCACGCUUGCGGCGCAGGAGUCGGAGCAGGCGCCGGCGGCGCACGUCGAGGCCGUCUACACGGCGCACGGCAACCGGCGGCGCGGCCUCGAGAACCUCGUCGAGGUGCUGAAGCGCCUCAGCGACACGCUGCCCGAUAAGCGCGAGGCAAAGCACCUCAUCCUCAAGCCCACGGGCCCGCACUCGUUUGCCGUGCAGGACAGCAGCGACUCGUCGGCGACGACGGCGAGCGAGUCAAGCACCGACUCGAAUGCGGCGACGACGUCCAGCACCGACUCGGGCGCCACGGCUCAGCAGCAGCAGCCGGCCGCGGCCUCGUCGUCGGACUCGAGCGCCGCCCAGCCGGCUGCUGCCUCCUCCGAUUCGUCGGCCGCUCAGCCCGCCGCCGCUUCGUCCGACUCGAGCGCUCAGCCCGCCGCCGCUUCCACGGACUCGCAGGCCGCCCAGUCCGGCAGCGCCGCUUCCACGCCGGCGGCUUCGUCCGACUCGCAGGCGGCUCAGUCCGGCAGCACCGCCUCCACGCCCGCUGCUUCUUCCGACUCGACGGCCGCCCAGCCGGCCGCCGCGAGCACGACCGAGUCGCAGGGCGACCACUCUGGCACGGCGCCGUCGGCGACCGCGCCUGAGACCUCGAACAGCGGCUCGACGGCCAGCGACAGCUCGGCUGCUCCCGCCUCCGGCUCGACGAUGGAGAGCUCGGCUGCUCCUGCCUCCGGCUCGACGACAGAGAGCUCUGCCGCUCCGGCAUCGGGCUCGACGACGGACUCCUCUGCCACGCCCGCCAGCGGCAGCACGAAGGACUCCUCCUCCACGCCGGCCAGCGGCAGCACGACGGACUCAUCUGCCACGCCCGCCUCGGGCAGCACGACGUCCGAGUCCUCGGCUGCGCCCGCCAGCGGCUCCACGGACUCGACCAAGGAGAGCAGCAGCAGCGACAGCACGACGAGCGGCAGCUUCCCCGUCGCCGAUGCCGUCUCGGAGGCCAACAACGGCUCCAGCAGCACGCCCAAGGACUCCGAGACGACACCGGCGGCUGGGUCCGGCAGCGAGUCGACGACGCCGGCUAGCUCGACGCCCGCCGAGUCUACUCCUGCAAAGGACGAGACGCCUGCCAGCAGCACGCCCGCCGAGACGCCUGCCAGCAGCACGCCCGCCGAGACGCCUGCCAGCAGCACCCCGGCCGAGAGCACUCCGGCCAGCUCGACGCCGGCAGAGUCCACGCCCGCAAAGGAGGAGACGCCGGCUUCGUCCACGCCGGCCGAGACACCCGCCAGCUCCACGCCCGCCACGACGACGCCGGCGGAGUCUGCUCCCGCCAAGGAGGAGACUCCGGCUAGCUCGACGCCCGCCUCAUCGACGCCCGCCACGAGCACGCCGGCCGAGUCCACGCCUGCCGAGGAGGAGCCGGCGAGCAGCACGCCCUCCGACGAUGAGGACGAGACGCCCGCCACGGUGCCCGCCACCGAGCCGACCAAGGAGGAGACGCCGGCCACUACGCCCGUCGUCACCGGCCCCACGUCGCCCGUCGUCGGCGCCGUCAUCUGCCCGGACCCGACGCCCAACGACGGCAUGUACCGUCCCGACUGCCCCGGCUACGGCGGCCCCGCCUCGCCUGCCGCCUCGGUGCCCGUCGUCUCGCCGCCGUCGACAGGCGACGUUCCCGUCAUCGUCACGCCUCCUGUUGUCGUCUCGCCUCCGACCGAGGUCGAGGACUGCCCCACGCCGGUGCCCAACGACGGCAUGUGGCGGCCCAACUGCCCCGGCUACGGCGGGCGUCGCGACGUCAUCGACAAUCUCUCGGAGCGCGAGGUGUCGCAGCUGGCCGACCUGACGCCGCUCAUCAACUCGCUCAUCAAGCAGAUCACCGCCUACCUGCAGUCGCCCGCCAUGACUGCGCCCGCCGUCUCGCCCGCCGUCGUGGCCAACUCCACGGUUGCUGCUUCCGGCUCCGACAACACGGCCGCGCGCGUCAUGAUUGCCAAGCAGCGCGAUGAGCUGCUCGGCGCCGAUGGUCUCGACCUCGGCCGGCGCUCGGACAUCGACCUGAGCCAGAUCACGGCGCUGCUGCAGCUCCUCUCGCCGGCCAUCCACCAGGAGCGUCGCCAGGAGCCUGCCACGGUCAACAGCGGCAAUGCCGGCGGCACCAACGCCACGGCCACGAUCCAGCAGAGCAACAACCAGGGCGGCAUCAACGUCGGCGUCUCGGUGCUCGACAACCUCCUCUCGGGCCUCCUCAGCGGCGGCGGCGGUCUCCUCGGCGGCGGCCUCCUCCGCACCACCGUGCCGGCUGCCGGCGCUGCGGUGCAGAAGCAGUCGGCCGUCAAGCCGACGCUGCCCGCUGUCGACAAGAAGGCAGUGGACCAGCUCUCGGCUCUCCUCGUCGAGUCGCUCCGCACUGCCCUCGUCAAGGCGCAGGCCGCACCUGCGGUGGCCGUCGCCGCUUCCACCUCCGCCUCCGCUUCGGCCUAGACGCUCCGCACCGUACUCGUCACCUGCAUCUCCGCACCCGCACCCUCAUUGUUUCCUGACGCAUUUCGUAUCGACCCCUCAUUGCUAGAUUAGACCACAUUUGGACUCGGCAGUUCCCCCC